Molecule: messenger RNA, 3366 nt
Organism: Salarias fasciatus (jewelled blenny)
Lineage: Eukaryota; Metazoa; Chordata; Actinopteri; Blenniiformes; Blenniidae
Product: casein kinase I
Exons: 11
Coding region: 234-1487 (417 amino acids)
Biological process (GO): protein phosphorylation
Molecular function (GO): ATP binding; protein kinase activity
Source: RefSeq, a predicted model, not a curated record
GGAGUGGAGUGCGGCCGCUCGUGCUGCUGCUGCCGGAGCUUCUCAGGGACUAUUAACAGACAGUGCAGCCGACGACCGAGCACAGAGCUGGGGGGAAUGACAGCCGCCAGAAUCCGCUCCCAUCCUCCUCUGUCCGGGCCCGUGUCCCACUGACAACCAUCGGAUCACAACCUCCACCGAUUCAGCUCUCAGACGAACCCAAUAUCGGUUGAUGGCAGUGACAAAUUACAACCAUGGAGCUGAGAGUCGGGAACAAGUAUCGGCUUGGGCGAAAGAUAGGGAGUGGUUCCUUCGGAGACAUUUACCUUGGUGCCAACAUUGCCACCGGUGAAGAGGUAGCCAUCAAACUGGAAUGUGUAAAGACCAAACACCCACAGUUGCACAUUGAGAGCAAGUUCUAUAAGAUGAUGCAAGGAGGAGUGGGAAUCCCGUCAAUAAAGUGGUGUGGCGCGGAGGGCGACUACAACGUCAUGGUCAUGGAGCUGCUGGGCCCAAGUCUGGAGGACCUGUUCAACUUCUGCUCCCGGAAGUUCAGCCUGAAGACCGUCCUGCUCCUGGCGGACCAGAUGAUCAGCCGCAUCGAAUACAUCCACUCCAAGAAUUUCAUCCAUCGAGACGUGAAGCCCGACAACUUCCUAAUGGGCCUCGGCAAGAAGGGCAACCUGGUGUACAUCAUCGACUUCGGCCUGGCCAAGAAGUACCGCGACGCCCGCACACACCAGCACAUCCCGUACAGGGAGAACAAGAACCUGACCGGCACGGCGCGCUACGCCUCCAUCAACACGCAUCUGGGAAUUGAGCAGUCCAGACGCGAUGACCUGGAGUCCCUCGGUUAUGUCCUCAUGUACUUCAACCUGGGCUCCCUCCCCUGGCAAGGACUCAAAGCUGCGACCAAGAGGCAGAAGUAUGAGCGAAUCAGCGAGAAGAAAAUGUCCACGCCCAUCGAGGUUCUUUGCAAAGGAUACCCUUCGGAGUUCUCCACAUACCUGAAUUUUUGCCGUUCACUCCGUUUUGAUGACAAGCCGGACUACUCCUACCUACGACAGCUCUUCAGAAAUCUCUUCCACCGGCAGGGUUUCUCCUAUGACUACGUCUUCGACUGGAACAUGCUCAAAUUUGGAGCCAGUCGGACGGCUGAGGAUGGAGAUCGGGAGAGAAGGGCGGGAGAGGAGAGGGAUGAGCGGAUCGGAGGAGCCCCCCGGGGGUCCGCAUCACGGGGCCUCCCUCCGGGCCCCAACCCGGGGGCUCCCAACAGAGUCAGGAACGGGCCGGAACAAGCCAUCUCCAACCCCGCCUCACGGGUCCAGCAGUCUGGUAACACGUCGCCACGCGCCAUUUCUCGCGCCGAGCGGGAGAGGAAGGUGAGCAUGCGGCUUCACCGCGGGGCUCCCGCCAACGUAUCGUCCUCAGACCUCACAGCCCGCCACGACCAGUCAAGAAUUUCUACAUCACAGGUCAGCGUGCCGUUCGAGCACAUGGGGAAGUAGAAAUCUUUGGCUCUGCAUGCACAUGAAACCAACAGGGCUGCAAGUUGUAUUCGUCGCUACGGUUUUAUUUCCAUUGGUUGUUUCCUUUUUGUUUUUUGUUUUUUUUUUUGUUUUUUGUGAAAAUACGAUCGCUCGAGGAUCAGUGGAAAUGGACACUAAAUCUUUUCAGAGAUCCUGAAAACUACAUGAAGGUGUCAAAUGUGCUUUUUUUUUUUUUUUUAAUCUUUCCGUGAACCCACUUGGCCGAGCCGCCGAUCACCUCCACCACAGUACAGAAAACCGAAACGACGACGUGGAACCUUCACCCUCCUGUUCCGACAAGCAGUCUCUUGACGAUAAUGUGAAAAAUUGUUGCCAUCCAAGAAGCAAAAAAAAAAAAAAAAAUGCUUGUUCCACUUCAGAGUUGAUAAAUGCUUAUUUUUAUUUUAUUUUUUCCUCAUUUUAACAACACCAAAAACAACUUUUUUAAUGGCAUCUGUUCAUUUGUAAAUGAAGACGUCUCUAAAUUGGAGUGUACUUGCUUCUUUUUUUUUAAUUUUAUUUUAUUUUAAUUUUUGAAAGCCAGCUAAAAGAUAAAGUUAUUGGAGCAUGUAGGUGAGCGGAUAGUUGACAAAAAGAACGGUAGCUUUGAAAAGGAAAAGUAAGUGACGUUUUUAGCUGUUGUGAUGUUUCUGGUGAAGUAGCAGUUGUUUCAACUUCACCCAUUUCUUGUGAUGAUUUGCUAUUCCUCAAAGCGUAGCCAUCAAAAUGUUCACCACCCCUUACUCUGGCUCUUCUGUGUUUGUUUGUUUUUGUUUUUUUUAAGACGUUAGUGGGUAAGGUCAAGUGCGACUCUAGAUAUUGCAACCACACACUCCUAAAUCUUGAGGUAAGCCCCUCAGGAAACUCGGCGUACCAGUAUCUGAUCGGAGACCAUAGCUGCCCGUUCUGGCUAAUGAAUAGUGGCUACGUUUUUUAAUAGUUCUUAAUGUAACUUUUUUUUUUUAAUUCUUUUUGUUAUUGGGGAGAAUUAGAGAGUGGGCAUGAUCUACUAGGGAUGAUAUUUGAGGGAGGGGAUGGGGAUUCAGAUUUUUUUUUUUUUUUUUUUUUUUUAAUGUUUACUCCACUGUAAAUAUUUUUUAAUUUCAAUGUAAAGCCAAAACGUGGUCAUUUGUUUUAAGGUGUAAAGUAGAAGAGUGCAUACUAAUGACAAAAAUAGGGAAACGGUUGAGAACUUUGGGGGUAUUUAAAGUACUAAAUUGCGGGUUGGGCUAUCUGUUGCUGUGCCAGCUGGGUCAGACAGCAUUCUUGUGUGUAUGUGAAAGAGUGUCAGAAAAAAAUCCCUGCUCAGAAAACUAGUCAUUUUGUGCUUAUUUCCACAGUUUCCUCUUAAUUUAUGUCGGUUAGCUUCAUGUCUUGCCUCUGUUUUAUUCUGUUUUUACUCAUUCCAUCAACUUUAACUUAUUGAAACUACUCAUUUCCUGUUAGCCUGCACUUGUUUUUCAGAAGGCCGUCAGACCAUAUCCCACAGCAAAGAGGGCUUUCAAUUUUUUUCCUUCUGCAAAAAAAAAUGAUGUGCGGAUAAUUUGAUGUCACCUCUUUUGGAUUUUAACCUCCAGCAAACCUUUUUAUGAUGUCAUCCAGAAGAGAGCAUAACUGAUGCAAUUUGCAGGGAUGUGUAAAUAGCAGUGUAUUGUGUGUAAUUACCUUUGUACAGGCCGCCAUGACCCAGUGGCAUUGGAACCGUCGGGUUGGGGACGGCAUAAGGAGGCGAUGGAGGCAAUGGCGGAAUCUCACUUUAUGUAUUGUGUACUGAUACCAUGUACAGUUCUUUAACACACUUUAUUUACAGUAUUUGUGUAUAUUUUAUGAAGUAAAUAAAAAUGAAUAACGUUGCUCA